UUUGCUUUGUCUUCUCCAAUUUCCAAAAAAAAAUCCAUUAAUAACUCUUUCGUUUCUUCUUAUUCAUCAAAAAAUUUCAAUCAUUUCAAUUUGAUUUAGCUCAUGUCCUAAAUGAUACGCGACCGCCUUGCAGUACGAUUAUUUAAACCAAAAAAAAGUCGCUAAAACUCUUUCUAAUUUCUGAGAGGCCAAUACGAUAACAUGGCGACCCAUGGGACAAAUGAAACGAAAUAAAUGUCGAUGUCCAGCAUUAUAUAAAGCCUUCAAGCCACCUUUGUUAAACACAAUAACCAUCUAUCAAAAUAACACACAUUAACUAGGAAAAUAUACAACAACCAAAAAAAUGGAACAAACAACAGUGACAGAUUUACAUGUAGCAGAUGGAGAGCAUGAGAAAGAAAUAGAAGAUCAAGAAGAGGCCCAAGCCGAUAUAGAAAUUUGGAAAUAUGUGUUUGGUUUCACAGAAAUGGCAAUAGUAAAAUGUGCUAUAGACCUUGGCUUAGCCAAUAUUAUACACACUAAUGGUGGCUCUAUGUCACUCAUUGAGCUAGCUUCUACCCUUAAAUGUUCGCCAUCUUCCCUGUACCGUGUCAUGAGGUUCUUAAAUCACCGGAGAAUAUUUCGCCAAAGCCGAACAAGCCAAGGCACCUUAAUCUACUCUCAAACACCUCUUUCUCGCCGUUUGUUAAGUCACGAGGAAAAUAACAUGGCCGCAUUUAUACUCCUAGAGAGUACACCGGUAAUGUUAUCCCCGUGGCUUGGCCUUAGCAACCGCGUCUUAGAGAAGAGUGGUUCGGCAUUUGAUGCUGCUAAUGGUGAAGAUGUGUGGAGUUAUUCAAGUAAAAAUGUUGCACAUAGCAAGCUUAUUAAUGAUGCCAUGGCUUGUGAUGCUAGGGUGGUAGUGCCUCAAAUUAUCAAGGGGUGCGCUAAUUUGUUUGAUGGUGUUUGUAGUUUUGUUGAUGUUGGGGGAGGAGAUGGUACUACUUCUUCUAUGCUUGUUAGAAGUAUUCCUUCGAUUCAAGGGAUCAACUUUGAUUUUCCUCAUGUUGUGUCUAAUGGAGUGCUUUGUGAAGGAGUGCAACAUGUGGGUGGAAACAUGUUUGACAGUGUACCAAAAGCUGAUGUUGCAUUCAUCAUGUGGGUGUUGCAUGAUUGGGGAGAUGAUGAGUGCAUACAAAUCUUAAAGAAAUGCAAGGAGGCCAUAUCAAAGGAUAAAGGGAAAGUGAUAAUAGUGGAAGCUGUUAUUGAAGCAGAAGACACAAAAGAUGAGUUUGAAAAUGCAAGAUUGCUGCUAGAUAUGGUGAUGUUGGCUCAUACAACAAACGGCAAAGAAAGAACUUUGAAAGAAUGGAGCUGUUUGCUUAACAAGGCAGGGUUCGGCCAUUUUAAUGUACACCCUAUCCAAGCUGUUCAAUCCGUCAUUGAAGCUUUUCCUUGAAUUACUUUUUGCUGGUGUUGUUGCAUGGUUUCUUCUCCAAUAAUGGUGUGUAUCAUUGAAGUAUCUUUGUUAUAUAUAUUAGGUAUUCCAUGCUUUAUUGCUUUAUGUAAACUGUAAUACAGUACAAGAAUCGAAUAAUGGACUGCUUUUUAUGCACAUUUUAAUGUAGCUUUCCAAGUUUCAACUACAUCAGUUAUUAUUAAUUACCA
Messenger RNA from Beta vulgaris subsp. vulgaris (sugar beet), 1647 nucleotides. Its product is annotated as acetylserotonin O-methyltransferase. The record is from RefSeq and is a predicted model, not a curated record. The transcript has 2 exons. Gene Ontology annotation, biological process: methylation. Bases 344 to 1438 code for a protein of 364 amino acids. Lineage: Eukaryota; Viridiplantae; Streptophyta; Magnoliopsida; Caryophyllales; Amaranthaceae. Gene Ontology annotation, molecular function: O-methyltransferase activity; S-adenosylmethionine-dependent methyltransferase activity; protein dimerization activity.